AUGUUUGGUGGUCAAAAGAGAAAGCCUUUUAUCACAGGAAAAGAAAUCAGCCCUCGACAACUGAACCGGCAGAAAAAGAUUUUUUUGAAAAAAUCCCUAAGCCCCGCCCGGGGUCGCAAUUUCAUCAAAAAUCUGACUUUCGGAAUUCAAUCAAAAAUGGUGCCAAAGGGUUGCAAAGGCUCCCCUGAGAGGUUUGGCGGUCGAAACAGAAGGUUUAUUAUCACAGGAAAAGAAAUCAGCCCUCGACAACUGAACCCGCAAAAAAAGUUUUUUUUUGAAAAAAUCCCUAAGCCCCGGGGUCGCAAUUUCAUCAAAAAUUUGACUUUCGGCAAUUCACUCAAAAAUGGUACCAAACGGUAUCAAAUUCUCCCCGAGAGGUUUAGCGGUCGAAAGAGAAGGCUUUUUAUCACAGGAAUAGAAAUCAGCCCUCAACAACUGAACCGGCAGAAAAGAUUUUUUGAAAAAAUCCCUAAGCCCCGCCGGGGUCGCAAUUUCAUCAAAAAUCUGACUUUCGGAAUUCAAUCAAAAAUGGUGCCAAAGGGUUGCAAAGGCUCCCCUGAGAGGUUUGGCGGUCGAAACAGAAGGCUUUUUAUCACAGGAAAAGAAAUCAGCCCUCGACAACUGAACCGGCAGAAAAAGAUUCUUUUGAGAAAAUCCCUAAGCCCCGGGGUCGCAAUUUCAGCAAAAAUCUGA
Molecule: messenger RNA, 693 nt
Organism: Podarcis lilfordi (Lilford's wall lizard)
Lineage: Eukaryota; Metazoa; Chordata; Lepidosauria; Squamata; Lacertidae
Source: the annotation of a GenBank genome assembly